AUGAAAAGCCCUGAAGUAAUCCGACCUUUCCCCGCCUCCCGACCUUACCCCGCCGCCCGACCUUACCCCGCCUCCCGACCUUACCCCGCCUCCCGACCUUACCCCGCCUCCCGACCUUAUCUCACCGCCCAACCUUACUCUACCUCCCGACCUUAUCUCACCGCCCAACCUUACCCCGCCUCCCGACCUUAUCUCACCGCCCAACCUUACCCCGCCUCCCGACCUUACCCCGCCUCCCGACCUUAUCUCACCGCCCAGCCUUACUCUACCUCCCGACCUUAUCUCACCGCCCAACCUUACCCUACCUCCCGACCUUAUCUCACCGCCCAACCUUACCCGACCUCCCGACCUUAUCUCACCGCCCAACCUUACCCCGCCUCCCGACCUUACCCCGCCUCCCGACCUUACCCUACCUCCCAACCUUACCCGACCUCCCGACCUUAUCUCACCGCCCAACCUUACUUUACCUCCCGACCUUAUCUCACCGCCCAACCUUACCCUACUUCUACCUCCCGAACUUAUCUCACCGCCCAACCUUACCCUACUUCUACCUCCCGAACUUAUCUCACCGCCCAACCUUACCCUACCUCUACCUCCCGAACUUAUCUUACCGCCCAACCUUACCCCGCCUCCCGACCUUAUCUCACCGCCCAACCUUACUCUACCUCCCGACCUUAUCUCACCGCCCAACCUUACCCCGCCUCCCGACCUUAUCUCACCGCCCAACCUUACCUACCUCCCGACCUUAUCUCACCGCCCAACCUUACCCGACCUCCCGACCUUAUCUCACCGCCCAACCUUACCCUGCCUCCCGACCUUACCCCGCCUUCCGACCUUACCCUACCUCCCAACCUUACCCGACCUCCCGACCUUAUCUCACCGCCCAACCUUACUCUACCUCCCGACCUUAUCUCACCGCCCAACCUUACCCUACUUCUACCUCCCGAACUUAUCUCACCGCCCAACCUUACCCUACUUCUACCUCCCGAACUUAUCUCACCGCCCAACCUUACCCUACCUCUACCUCCCGACCUUACCCUACCUCCCAACCUUACCCUACCUCCCGACCUUAUCUCACCGCCCAACCUUACUCUACCUCCCGACCUUAUCUCACCGCCCAACCUUACCCUACCUCCCGACCUUAUCUCACCGCCCAACCUUACCCUACCUCCCGACCUUAUCUCACCGCCCAACCUUACCCCGCCUCCCGACCUUAUCUCACCGCCCAACCUUACUCCGCCUCCCGAUCUUAUCUCACCGGCCAACCUUACCCUACCUCUACCUCCCGACCUUAUCUCACCGCCCAACCUUACCCUACCUCUACCUGCCGACCUUAUCUCACCGCCCAACCUUACCCUACCUGCCGACCUUAUCUCACCGCCCAACCUUACCCCGCCUCCCGAACUUAUCCCACCGCCCAACCUUACUCUACCUCUACCUGCCGACCUUAUCUCACCGCCCAAUCUUACCCUACCUCUACCUCCCGACCUUAUCUCACCGCCCAACCAUACCCUACCUGCCGACCUUAUCUCACCGCUCAACCUUACCCCGCCUCCCGAACUUAUCUCACCGCCCAACCUUACCCUACCUCCCGACCUUAUAUCAUCGCCCUACCUCACCCUACCUCCCGACCUUAUAUCAUCGCCCUACCUGCCGACCUUAUCUCACCACCCAAACUUACCCUACCUCACCCUACUUCCCGUCCUUAUAAAGCCCCUUGCGGAAUUGGGGCCGCAGCGACUUUCGAAGCAGUUUAAUGUUCCCCUCCAAUUUCCCGACAACCAUGUUGUUUCCAAUGGACUUUGA
Molecule: messenger RNA, 1806 nt
Organism: Ylistrum balloti
Lineage: Eukaryota; Metazoa; Mollusca; Bivalvia; Pectinida; Pectinidae
Product: soluble scavenger receptor cysteine-rich domain-containing protein SSC5D-like
Exons: 1
Coding region: 1-1806 (601 amino acids)
Source: RefSeq, a predicted model, not a curated record